Papaver somniferum (opium poppy) is the source of this 729-nucleotide messenger RNA. Its product is annotated as nonsense-mediated mRNA decay protein 2-like. The coding region runs from base 1 to 729 and encodes 242 amino acids. Lineage: Eukaryota; Viridiplantae; Streptophyta; Magnoliopsida; Ranunculales; Papaveraceae. The transcript has 4 exons. The record is from RefSeq and is a predicted model, not a curated record.
AUGCCUGGAUCAAACAACGAUUUGAAUGUGUUGGCACAUUCACACCUUUUUGAUAACAUGCUAAAGGGUGUAGCACCUCCAUGCAAUUAUGUCAUCUAUGAUCACCAAUACCAUAUGAGUUAUUUCUUAGCCGAUGGUCUCUAUCCAAAGUUGACUACAAUUGUACAAGAUUUUAGUCAGACAUUGGAAAUUACCGAGUAUGUGAGAUUCAACAAGUAUAAAAUGGCUAAAAGAAAGGAUGUCGAGCGUGCUUUUGAGUGCUUCAGGGUAAAUUCAGAAUUUUCGGAUCACCAUGCAGGGGAUUUGUCUAGUUUGGAGGGUUCAGAUAUGGAAUACGUGGUACUUCCAUCAUCAGAAGGAGAUUAUGAAGAUACAUACUUAGAAGAAGAAGUAGUUCCUGGUCAAAACGAGGAUGGAGCAUUUGAUUAUUAUGGAGAUUACAAUGAUCAAAUCCCAGAUGACUUUGAACAUGCAGUUGAACAUGAUUAUGACGAUGAUGAGGAUGAUGACGAUGAGGAGGACGAUGAUGAUGAGGAUUAUGACAGUGACGAUGAUGCGGGUAUGUAUGAUGAUGAUGAUGUUGAGGAGCAAUUUGCUUUGGAGAGUUACGAAAAAAAGAAGGGGAAACCUUUUAGAUUUUUUAACUGCUAUGUGAUUUUGAAAAACAGUUUCUCAGAGUAUAACCCUUCCCCCUUUGAAGAUUCAUCCUCUGAAUCAUCAGAUGAAUAG